CAUAUCGUACAACAAACUGACGACAAUCGAUCAUAUUUCUAAUUCUAAGAUUAACAACAGAGCAGUAUUAUCGAAUCCACAUAUACCCUUUCCGCCAUCAUAUACAUACAAUACGACAUCAGACUCAUCGCCCAUACGGUAUAUGAAGACAGCGAUUGCGAACACACAUUGAUACCGACAUCCAGAAAAACUAAGGCGGGGUGAACAGCUAUGGAUGUGCUUGAGAAGGAGCUUAACAAGCUACAAAGGGACUCCAGCUUUGAUCAAAGUAUUGAGGAUGUGGAAAAGAUCAUAGAGCAACUUGAGCGAGCAAGAUACUGUAUCGAAUCAGGUAAAUAAGUUCUCUACUCCAAAGAAGCAAGCCUACGACGAGAGAUAGGGACGUGAAGACAUGGAAGUUUUGAAUGUCCCUAUUGCCACCUUGCGUUCUCUCUAUCGGCAGUGGAUAGUCACUGAACUGUUCUUUUCGUCUAGAGCCUCAUUCCGUUUCCAUAACUUUAGCCAGACUUCAAAACCCGCUGAAAAAUGGAUUUGAUAAAGUUAAUGAUGAUAUCAAGAAGAUCCACAAAGCCCAUACUACCUACGGCAAGGCCUUAAAUGCGGUAAGUGAUGCAUACUUAUAGUGAUACAUAUGACUAUGAGCUGACCAUCUUCUCUUCAGAACCUCCCAAAACAAACAUUACCGACUGAGAUCGAUGCCCUCGCAAGCUAUCCAAAACUCGUAAAUCGAGCUAUCACCAUGCAUCUCUUACGCGAAGGACAAUUUGGCGUAGCUUCGACGUUCUUCGAAGAAACACAAAAUUUCCGGGAGAGUGGCUCGAGCCGGGAAACAAAUGGAGACUCGUUCGCAUCACGGAGGGACGAAAUCUCCGCAUCAGAUGGGGAUGUUUUGGACGGCCUCGCUGCCGAAGAAUCACAAGGACUACAAGGGGAAUUCGAGACCAUGUAUAAUAUUUUACACCAACUCAAACAACGAAACCUUCGUCCUGCAAUAGAGUGGGCACAAAAAAACAGCAAAGAGCUAGAAAGUCGAGGUAGUAAUCUCGAAUUCGAACUUAACAAGCUACAAUUUGUUUGGCUAUUUCUAGGCCCAAACGUGAAUGGCCUUCCAGACGACGAAAACAACGGCCUACCAGGCGCGCUUCGCUACGCACGCAUUUACUUUCCUCAAUUCCAAGGCCGUUUUCUCCGCGAAAUCCAACAGCUCAUUACUGCUAUGGUCUUCGAAUCCAAUCUUCAAAAUUCACCCUAUCAACAAACCUUCAAUACCUCCACCUCAUGGUCAGACGUCUGCAACUCUUUCACGCGCGAAUUCUGUUCGCUUCUCGGCCUCUCCGCUGAAUCCCCACUUUACCUCGCUGCCACAGCAGGUGCCAUCGCCCUUCCCACCCUCAUAAAACUCGCUUCCAUUGUGAAGGAAAAACGCACAGAAUGGACGACAGCAACAGAACUUCCGGUAGAGAUCGCAUUGCCCAGAAGUAUGAUGUUCCAUCCGAUUUUCGUGUGUCCGGUGAGUAAAGAACAGACGAGUGAAACGAAUCCGCCCAUGAUGAUGCCGUGUGGUCACGUGGUUGCGAAGGAAAGUCUGCAUAGGUUGAGUAAGGGUGGGAGGUUUAAAUGUCCGUAUUGUCCGAAUGAGAGUCAACCGAAGGAUGCGAGGCAGAUUUAUUUGUAGGGAAGCGCGGGAAAUACGCAUGGGCGUCAUGGGAAGGUGAAUAUAAGCUUUGUGGCCGGCGUAUGUCUUGGAUUAAAUAUGGAUGGAUGGGCUGCGUUGGGCUAGGAUAUAGCAUUACAGGAUUGGACGGGGCGUUUAUGGGAUUUUUGACACACACAUACAUAUAUGUUGAGGUCGAGGUCUACGUUUCAGAUUGUGCAAGCAACGCGAAUAGCGAUUGGACGAAGAGAGUUCUUCAUACAUUAGCAUCAACUCAACUUUGAAUCAGAAAGAAUGGAUUAUAUCACAUCAGUGUACGCACGCGCAACACCAAAGGCUGCGUCAUGCAAAAUGUAGAUGAAGGAGAAAAGGAGAAAACAGGUCAGAAAUGGUCAAUCUAACGGAUGAUGAAGUAAAAUUGUCGGGAAAUCAAUUGAAUAGAAGUGACAGUAAUGAAUUAUUCAGACGUGCAGCAAAUGUCUCCUGCUUGCUUUAAGCAGUCAAGGGAAAUAGGAGAGAUAAAGGCAGGGAGGUAAAUGUGUAUGGAAGGUGGGAAUGAUGUUUGUCGUAACUGAGAGUGACUGGAAUACAUGUACUCGAGUAAUGUGAGUGGCAGCGCAAGUGAUAUCAA
Sclerotinia trifoliorum is the source of this 2285-nucleotide messenger RNA. The record is from the annotation of a GenBank genome assembly. Lineage: Eukaryota; Fungi; Ascomycota; Leotiomycetes; Helotiales; Sclerotiniaceae.